AUGACGCCGAUCGCACCGAGUGACGCCGACCGGGUAAUCUACGUGAUACCCCACUCGUGCGUCAUCAAGCCGGAGUCGUCGACCACGAAGCUGCGUGUAGUGUUCGACGCCAGCGCCAAGUCGUCUACCGGAGUAGCACUCAACGACCUGCAGGUCAUUGGGCCUGUUUUGCAGCCAGAUCUGCUGCACAUUUGGCUUGAUUUCCAUUUACACACGGUGGUAGUGACGGCUGACAUCGCGAAGAUGUAUCGCCAAGUGUGGGUGUCUGACGAAGACACUUGGACGCAGUGCAUCCUUUGGCGCGACGGCAAGGACCACCCCAUCCAGGCGUACCGACUGCGCACCGUAACGUACGGCGAAGCCGCUUCCUCGUACUUAGCCUGCAGAGCGCUGCUGGAGGCCGGACACGAGGCGCGCAACGGAAACCCGCAAGUCGCAGACGCAAUCCAGCGAGGGUUCUACGUGGACAACCUGUCGCUGGGCGCCCCCACACCCGACGAGCUACGUGCCCUGUGCUCGGGAGUGGAACAGGCGCUACUUCGCCGCGGCAUGCCGCUGCGGAAGUGGGCGUCCAACGAAGCAGAGGUACUGCGCCACGUACCGCAGGAGCAUCGGGAGGCUCCUGUUAAGAUCGGCGAUCGCGAGGCUGUGCGCAUGCUCGGACUGUCGUGGUGCCCAACUGAUGACACGUUUCAGUUGGUCAUACAUGAGGACGUACUUCAGUUCGCGGAGCAACUGACGAAACGCAACCUCAUCGCGAAGAUCUCCAAACUUUACGAUCCAGUCGGGAUCCUGCAGCCGGUGACCAUCACUGCGAAAGUGAUGAUGCAAGACCUCUGGCGAGAAGAUCUUGCAUGGGACGACUACGUGUCACCCGCGACGAUCCAACAGUGGAACGAGUUCACGUCGCAACUCCCACUCUUGAGGAAAUUACACCUCCCACGCAUGGCAGCGCCCAGCGCACCGACGACUCUGCGUGUCGACGGUUUCUGCGACGCAUCCGUAAAGGCCUACGGAUGCGUGGUCUACGUGACCUUUGAAGACGAUCGGGGUCACCGGACAACGCGCCUGUUAUGCGCUAAAUCCAGGGUGGCCCCUCUAAAGGCAAUGACGUUGCCACGUCUAGAACUGCAAGCGGCAGUUCUAUUAGCCGAACUCUACGUGAGAAUUCGAGACGUAUUCGGCUCCCGUGUCGUCGAGACGUGUUGGUGGUCCGAUUCGCAGGUAGCGCUAACCUGGCUUCGCUCGGACAACACUCGGUGGGACGUCUUCGUGAGGAACCGAGUCGCCAAAGUCCAGGCAGCUACCGCGACCACCGACUGGCGCUACGUGCCCACCAAACUAAACCCGGCCGACAUCGUUUCCCGAGGCAUCACGGCAAGGAAACUGAUCCGUCCAGACGUUAUGACGUUCUGGCUGAACGGUCCAUCAUUCGUUCAAGCUGGCUGUCAUGGGCUACUCGAGCCAUUCCCAUCCGCAGAUCUCGCCGUGUUGGACGAAGGGCUGCCACAAGCUACGUUGCUAGUGGCCAUCACGGGGCCCGAUUGCGACGACCUGAUAGCGCAAUACCCACACCAUUGCGCCUUGGGAAAGACGCGCCGACACUUCGCCUGGCUAGGACGUGCGGUCAACAACUUUAAGGCGAAGUCGGCCUCGCUACGUGCAAAGAAUCCGGACCUUGCUGCGACUUACGGUCCCAUGACGCUCGCCGCCCAAGAAGAUGGGCUGCGACGCAUCUUGCUGCGGAUGCAGACGACGGUCCAUCCGAAUGAA
Anopheles cruzii is the source of this 1773-nucleotide messenger RNA. RefSeq lists its product as uncharacterized. NCBI's taxonomy places the organism in Eukaryota, Metazoa, Arthropoda, Insecta, Diptera, Culicidae. The transcript has a single exon. The annotation marks the transcript as partial. The record is from RefSeq and is a predicted model, not a curated record.